ACUCAAAGUAGUAUGCCCCUAACUCUACUUGUUCUCAUUCUCUCUGACAAAAUUCUCUCCCUCUCUCUCUCUCUCCAUAUUAUUGUUAUCCAAUUUUGUGUUCCUGGUUAUCACUAAUCUAGUAAGCAUGAGACUUAUAGAUAAUAAAGUAGAGGAUGAACAAACAUACUUGAAACAACUAUCCACACCACUCCAAGAAACUAGCCACUAUCCAUCACCACCACCAACAACAACCACCACAUCACCACCAUCUCCCUCUUCAUCUCCCACCCAUGAAUUCUCCUUCGCAGUCUCCCUCCACCCACUCCUACCACCAACCACCACUUAUGAUACUAAUAACAAUCAUAAAACCAAUACAACUACCACCACCACCACUCUUCAACCACCAUCACCACCACAACCACCGGCAGCUAUAGACUUAUCUCCGGCGGAUGACAUCUUCCUCCACGGCCACCUCCUCCCUCUCCACUACCCUAUCCCCCACCUCCCUGACUCCCCUCGCUCAUCAACCAACUCAAUGGACAGUUUUACCCUCCCCAUCAACCUACUCUACCACCACUCAAACCCCAUCGGAAACACCAGCUUCCACUGCCACCACCACACCACCUUCUCCGACUCCGACGAGCCUGAUGUCACCACCACCACCACUCCCACCCCACCAAAGCCCAAACCCUUUUCAAUCUUUAACAUACCCAAGUGGAAAAAAAGGCCAGACAAUGAAAUAUCAACAGAUGAAGACCAAACCAAAGACAGAACCACCAAGAAACUUAAGUUAGACUUAAGUCAACUCAUCAAGAAGUACAUGAAAAUGGUGAAACCUUUGUUAUCAUUUCCAAAGUCAACAAAGAGGUCAAAUUACUCAAAUAGUACAAGAUAUAAGUAUAACAACCAUCAGUCAUACUCAUAUUCAAGCAACUCAUUGAGUCGAAAACAACCGGUGGAUAUGAUGAGUAAAGUUGGUCGGAGAAGAGGUCAGUUUUCAGCUCCAGCUUCCAUGAGGGCUUCUCCAGCGAACAGCGGGAUACUUCUGGCAUCAGGGUGUGUGAGUCCAGCGAAAAGCACGAGUGAAAGUACUAUGGAAGAGUUGCAAGCUGCAAUACAAGCUGCCAUUGCUCAUUGUAAGAAUUCUAUUGCUAUUGAAGACAAAGUUCAUGAAUCCCAAAGAUCAUAAAUGUUUGUUUAAUAAUUUUUUUUACGAUAAUUGUAUGUUUAAGGGGUGUUUUGGUUUAUGAUAAUAUGGUUUUAGGAGCUCCAUAAGGUUAUUUUUUAAAUGUUGUGGAUAUCUUGAGUACCGUACGAUCAUGUGGUCAGUUUCUUUUGUGUUCCCCGUAUACAUUUAUACGGAUCUUAGAUGUACGUAAAUUUUUUUCUAUAAAUGUGUAGGACCCGUAUGUGUAGGUGUUAAGAAUUUGGCUAUAUAUAUGGAAUGGAAAAAUAAAAUGAAUGUA
This is a messenger RNA of Helianthus annuus (common sunflower), 1448 nucleotides long. RefSeq names its product BRI1 kinase inhibitor 1-like. The transcript has a single exon. The record is from RefSeq and is a predicted model, not a curated record. Gene Ontology annotation, molecular function: kinase inhibitor activity. Gene Ontology annotation, cellular component: plasma membrane. NCBI's taxonomy places the organism in Eukaryota, Viridiplantae, Streptophyta, Magnoliopsida, Asterales, Asteraceae. The coding region runs from base 128 to 1171 and encodes 347 amino acids.